Messenger RNA from Thlaspi arvense, 6256 nucleotides. The record is from the annotation of a GenBank genome assembly. Lineage: Eukaryota; Viridiplantae; Streptophyta; Magnoliopsida; Brassicales; Brassicaceae.
GUAAAAGAAGAAAAACACAAAAAAACAUUCACUCAGCCACACAGGAUCUCUCUCUCUCUUUCUCUUUCUCUUUCUCUCUCUCACUUUGCGUACUUAGCAGCUAAGUAGCUAAAAGUUGUGCUGCUGCUUUGCUCCUCCAUUGUUAGGGUUUCUGGAUCUCUCCUGUCUCUCUUUCUGGAGGCUUAGGAACAUUUAAUACUGCUUAUCCUGGAGGUUUAGGGUAGAAAGUAAUGUCUGCUACGAGAGGAGGUCCUGAUCAAGGACCGUCCCAGCCUCAGCAGCGCCGGAUCAUACGGACUCAGACUGCUGGAAACCUCGGAGAGUCAUUCGACAGUGAAGUUGUUCCGUCGUCGCUUGUUGAGAUUGCUCCUAUUCUCCGUGUUGCUAAUGAGGUUGAAUCUAGCAACCCUAGGGUUGCGUAUCUCUGUCGGUUUUAUGCAUUCGAGAAAGCUCACAGGCUGGAUCCCACCUCCAGUGGAAGAGGUGUUCGGCAGUUUAAGACUGCACUUCUACAGCGUCUUGAAAGAGAGCACGAUCCAACACUGAUGGGCAGGGUUAAGAAAAGCGAUGCCCGUGAGAUGCAGAGCUUUUAUCAGCAUUACUAUAAGAAGUAUAUCCAAGCUUUGCAGAAUGCCGCAGAUAAGGCUGACCGUGCUCAGCUGACAAAGGCAUACCAAACUGCCAAUGUUUUGUUUGAGGUGUUGAAGGCUGUUAAUCUGACACAGUCUAUUGAGGUUGACCGGGAGAUUUUGGAAGCUCAAGAUAAGGUUGCAGAAAAGACACAGUUGUAUGUCCCCUAUAAUAUCCUGCCUCUCGACCCUGAUAGUGCAAAUCAAGCGAUUAUGAGAUAUCCUGAGAUCCAAGCUGCUGUUCUUGCUCUUCGCAACACUAGAGGUCUUCCUUGGCCAGAAGGUCACAAGAAAAAGAAAGAUGAAGACAUGCUUGAUUGGCUUCAAGAAAUGUUUGGAUUUCAGAAAGACAACGUGGCUAAUCAAAGGGAGCACCUGAUUCUACUACUUGCUAAUGUGCAUAUAAGACAGUUUCCUAAGCCUGACCAGCAGCCAAAGUUGGAUGAUCAAGCACUGACAGAAGUGAUGAAGAAGCUCUUCAAGAACUAUAAGAAAUGGUGCAAAUACCUUGGUCGAAAGAGUAGUCUUUGGUUGCCAACUAUACAGCAGGAAAUGCAACAGCGCAAGCUAUUGUAUAUGGCCCUGUAUCUUCUAAUCUGGGGUGAAGCAGCGAACUUGAGAUUCAUGCCAGAGUGUCUCUGCUACAUUUAUCAUCAUAUGGCAUUUGAACUCUAUGGUAUGCUGGCUGGGAAUGUUAGUCCUAUGACUGGGGAAAAUGUGAAGCCAGCUUAUGGUGGCGAGGAAGAUGCAUUCUUGAGGAAAGUUGUGACUCCUAUCUAUGAAGUGAUUGGCAUGGAGGCUCAAAGGAGCAAGAAAGGGAAGUCCAAGCACUCCCAAUGGAGGAACUAUGAUGAUUUGAAUGAAUACUUUUGGUCAGUUGAUUGUUUCCGAUUAGGCUGGCCCAUGCGAGCUGAUGCUGAUUUCUUUUAUCCGCCUGUUGGUGAGCCCAAUACAGAAAAAGAUGGGGAUAACAGCAAGCCUGCUGUUGCCAGGGAUAGAUGGGUGGGGAAAGUUAAUUUUGUUGAGAUUCGUUCCUUCUGGCAUGUCUUCAGAAGUUUCGAUCGAAUGUGGAGUUUCUAUAUUCUGUGCCUUCAGGCCAUGAUUAUUAUGGCUUGGGAUGGUGGAGAACCAAGUUCUGUCUUUGGAGCUGAUGUAUUCAAGAAAGUUCUGAGUGUGUUUAUCACAGCUGCAAUAAUGAAGCUUGGACAAGCUUCUCUUGAUGUGAUCCUCAGUUUUAAAGCUCAUCGGAGCAUGUCGCUACAUGUUAAACUAAGAUACAUCCUGAAGGUGUUAUCUGCUGCAGCAUGGGUUAUUAUUCUGCCUGUUACAUACGCUUACAGCUGGAAAGACCCUCCAGCAUUUGCCGUAACUAUCAAGAGUUGGUUUGGGAAUGCCAUGCACUCACCUUCACUGUUUAUAAUAGCUGUCGUUUUCUAUCUGUCGCCUAAUAUGCUCGCGGGGGUGCUGUUUCUUUUCCCUCUGCUACGUCGGUUUCUUGAGAGGUCCAACUACAGAAUUGUGAUGCUAAUGAUGUGGUGGUCUCAGCCCAGACUCUAUGUUGGCAGAGGAAUGCAUGAGAGCGCAUUUUCCCUCUUGAAAUAUACCAUGUUCUGGGUGUCGCUUAUUGCAACAAAGCUGGCGUUCAGUUACUACAUUGAGAUCAAGCCUUUAGUUGCUCCAACACAAGCCAUUAUGAGAGCCCGUGUGACUGAUUUUCAGUGGCAUGAGUUCUUUCCUCGUGCCAAAAACAAUAUUGGUGUUGUUAUCGCCCUCUGGGCCCCUAUUAUUCUGGUUUACUUUAUGGAUAGUCAGAUUUGGUAUGCUAUAUUUUCCACAUUGUUUGGAGGAAUAUACGGUGCAUUCCGCCGCCUUGGAGAGAUUCGUACAUUGGGAAUGCUUAGAUCACGGUUUGAGUCACUGCCUGGCGCUUUUAAUGACCGCUUAAUUCCGGAUGGAAAAAACCAGGAAAAGAAGAAGGGAUUAAGGGCAACGUUAUCUCAUAACUUUACAGAGGAUAAGGUACCUGUUAACAAAGAGAAAGAGGCUGCAAGAUUUGCACAGUUGUGGAACACAAUAAUUAGUAGUUUCAGAGAGGAAGAUCUUAUAAGUGAUAGGGAGAUGGAUCUGUUGCUCGUUCCAUAUUGGGCUGACCGUGAUUUGGAUCUCAUUCAGUGGCCUCCGUUCUUAUUGGCUAGCAAGAUUCCAAUAGCUUUGGAUAUGGCAAAAGACAGUAAUGGGAAAGACAGAGAGCUGAAGAAGAGGAUUGAGAGUGACUCUUAUAUGAAAUGUGCUGUCCGUGAAUGCUAUGCUUCAUUCAAGAAUAUCAUAAAAUUUUUGGUUCAGGGAAAUCGUGAAAAAGAGGUGAUAGAGAUUAUAUUUUCUGAGGUCGACAAACAUAUAGAAUCAGGUGAUUUGAUUCAAGAGUACAAGAUGAGUGCUCUUCCUAGCCUCUAUGACCACUUUGUCAAGCUGAUAAAAUAUUUGCUAGACAAUAACGAGGAUGAUAGAGAUCACGUUGUAAUUCUCUUCCAAGACAUGCUGGAAGUUGUAACAAGAGACAUUAUGAUGGAGGAUUACAAUAUAUCGAGUUGUCUCUGUAGCUUGGUAGAUUCGAGUCAUGGUGCCACUUGGCAUGGGGGAAUGAUCCCUCUCGAACAACAAUAUCAGCUGUUUGCAUCUUCAGGUGCCAUUAGAUUUCCUAUUCAACCAGUAACAGAAGCUUGGAAAGAGAAGAUCAAACGGCUGUAUCUUUUGCUGACUACUAAAGAGUCUGCUAUGGAUGUCCCCUCUAACUUGGAAGCAAGAAGGCGGAUCUCUUUCUUCUCAAAUUCAUUGUUCAUGGACAUGCCUACGGCACCUAAAGUUCGCAACAUGCUAUCAUUUUCUGUUUUGACUCCAUAUUACACUGAAGAGGUCCUCUUUUCCUUGCGGGACUUGGAAACACCAAAUGAAGAUGGUGUUUCGAUCCUCUUUUACCUACAGAAGAUUUUUCCAGAUGAAUGGAACAAUUUUCUUGAGCGGGUGAAGUGCGUAAGUGAAGAGGAACUUAAAGACUUAAACGAUUUAGAUUUAGAGGAAGAACUUCGGUUAUGGGCUUCAUACAGGGGGCAAACUUUGACUAGAACUGUACGAGGAAUGAUGUACUAUCGCAAAGCUUUGGAGCUUCAGGCAUUCCUUGACAUGGCCAUGCACGAAGAUUUGAUGGAAGGUUACAAGGCCGUAGAACUAAAUUCAGAGAACAAUUCAAGAGGCGAAAGAUCACUCUGGGCACAGUGCCAAGCUGUUGCGGACAUGAAGUUUACAUAUGUUGUAUCAUGUCAACAAUAUGGUAUUCAUAAACGAUCCGGUGAUCCUCGUGCGCAGGAUAUAUUGAGGCUUAUGACAAGAUACCCUUCGCUCCGUGUUGCAUAUAUUGAUGAGGUCGAAGAACCAGUGAAAGACAAGCCAAAGAAAGGGAACCAGAAAGUGUAUUAUUCUGUGUUGGUAAAGGUCCCUAAGUCAACUGAUCAUUCCAGCCCAGCACAAAAUCUAGACCAGGAUAAUUACAUGGAGGAAGCCUUAAAGAUGAGGAAUUUGCUUCAAGAAUUUCUUACAAAGCAUGAUGGUGUGAGGCAUCCAUCCAUUCUUGGGCUCAGGGAACAUAUUUUUACUGGAUCCGUUUCCUCCCUGGCUUGGUUCAUGUCAAAUCAAGAGACUAGUUUUGUUACGAUUGGUCAGAGAUUACUGGCAAAUCCUUUGAGGGUUCGUUUCCACUAUGGUCAUCCAGAUGUGUUUGAUAGACUGUUCCAUCUAACGAGAGGUGGUGUUAGCAAAGCAUCCAAGGUUAUCAACCUCAGUGAAGACAUAUUUGCUGGAUUCAAUUCUACACUUCGUGAAGGAAAUGUUACCCAUCAUGAAUACAUACAAGUUGGUAAAGGAAGAGAUGUUGGUCUAAAUCAGAUCUCUAUGUUUGAGGCCAAGAUUGCUAACGGGAAUGGAGAGCAGACAUUAAGUCGGGACAUUUACAGGCUUGGACACCGUUUCGACUUUUUCCGUAUGAUGUCGUGUUACUUCACCACUGUCGGGUUUUACUUCAGCACCCUGAUUACCGUUCUCACUGUCUACAUCUUCCUCUAUGGACGUCUCUAUCUUGUUUUGAGUGGGCUCGAGCAAGGGUUGAGUACACAGAAAGGCAUCCGAGACAAUACACCUUUGCAAAUAGCUCUUGCUUCACAGUCCUUUGUUCAGAUUGGGUUCCUGAUGGCUUUGCCUAUGCUUAUGGAAAUUGGAUUAGAGAGGGGUUUCAGGACUGCCUUGAGUGAAUUUGUGCUGAUGCAGCUUCAAUUGGCGCCAGUGUUCUUUACGUUCUCCCUUGGAACAAAGACCCACUACUACGGAAGGACUUUGCUUCAUGGCGGUGCCAAGUACAGGUCAACAGGCAGAGGGUUUGUCGUGUUUCAUGCCAAAUUCGCAGAUAACUACAGACUCUAUUCCCGGAGCCAUUUUGUUAAAGGGCUGGAGAUGAUGCUGCUGCUUGUUGUGUAUCAAAUAUUUGGAAGUGCUUACAGAGGCGUGCUUGCAUAUCUUUUGAUCACCAUAUCUAUGUGGUUCAUGGUGGGAACUUGGCUUUUCGCUCCCUUCCUCUUCAAUCCUUCCGGCUUUGAAUGGCAGAAAAUAGUUGAUGACUGGACUGAUUGGAAUAAAUGGAUAAACAACAUCGGUGGUAUUGGUGUACCGGCGGAGAAAAGUUGGGAAUCGUGGUGGGAGGAAGAGCAAGAGCAUCUGCGAUAUUCUGGAAAGCGUGGUAUAAUUGUUGAGAUUUUGUUAUCCCUGCGGUUCUUUAUCUAUCAGUACGGGCUUGUUUAUCAUCUCACGAUUACAGAGAAGACUAAAAACUUUCUGGUUUAUGGAGUAUCAUGGCUGGUGAUUUUCUUGAUAUUGUUCGUAAUGAAGACUGUUUCGGUUGGAAGGAGGAAAUUCAGCGCGAGUUUCCAGCUGAUGUUCCGGUUGAUAAAGGGGCUAAUAUUCAUGACAUUUAUCGCAAUUAUUGUGAUAUUGAUCACACUUGCUCACAUGACGAUACAAGACAUAAUUGUGUGCAUCCUUGCAUUUAUGCCCACAGGCUGGGGUAUGCUCUUGAUUGCGCAAGCGUGUAAGCCGGUGGUUCAUAGAGCAGGAUUCUGGGGAUCAGUGAGGACACUAGCUCGAGGGUAUGAGAUAGUAAUGGGACUGUUGCUGUUCACGCCAGUGGCGUUCUUGGCUUGGUUCCCGUUCGUGUCGGAGUUCCAAACGCGUAUGCUCUUCAAUCAAGCUUUCAGUAGAGGUCUUCAGAUCUCUCGUAUCCUUGGAGGUCAUAGGAAGGAUCGCUCUUCAAGAAACAAGGAAUGAGACUCCCUCCCUCUUCGUUGUUCAUGCAGCAAUGUCUCUACUUUAUCAUUUUGCUCAUGUUGUAUGGAUUGACUAGUGUUAAAGAUUAUGUUCAUCUAGUUUUUAGCUCAUCUUAGAAUUUACAUAAAAGAAAAGUAAAAACACUUUAGUACGUGAUCUAUUUAUUUAGUGACUGUUUAAUCUCUCAUAACCUGUUCAUGUUUGACUCAACAACAAUGGCAGUAGUUUCAUACAAAUCAGAACUUGCAUCUUAGAGCACU